UGAAAACCGCCCAAAUAAUUUUCGAUGGUGGAAUGAUAAAAGACCUAAGAGGGAGAAAGAGAGAUCGAAGAGUGAAAUCUGAAAUGGAAUCAGCUCCGACGGGAUGCUUCAAGUGUGGUCGUCCCGGUCAUUGGUCUCGUGAUUGUCCAUCAUCGGCUCCGGUCGCCGGCAAUAAUUCCGUUUCUUCUUCUUCCGCUCCAUCUCAAAUCCCUAAUAAUGAAUUUCAGAGAUCCUCCAGUAAAAGUGGAACCUCAAUAGCUCCUGCUCCUAAAGUGACGAAGACGAGAGUUCAAAGGCCCAAGCUAACUCCUGAAUUGUUACUCUCUGAGGAUGGUCUCGGCUAUGUUCUUCGCUAUUUCCCUAAAUCCUUCAAGUAUCGUGGCCGAGGCAAAGAGGUGAGCGAUUUGGGGAAUUUGAUACGGUUGUACAGUGAGUGGCACACUCAUUUGCUACCUUACUAUUCCUUUGAUCACUUUGUGCAUAAAGUUCAACAAGUCGCUUCUACUAAGCGUGUUAAGAAUUGUAUAAAUGAACUGCGAGAAAGGGUUGCCAGUGGAGUUGAUCCAAACAAGUUAUACGAAAAGCAGGAAGAAAAUACUGUUCCUUCUGAUGAUCAAGAUAUGGAUCAGCCAAGUCAUGACGAAGAGAACAUACCAUCAAAGAGCGUUGAUGCUGAUACAAAUGCUGAUGCUUUUGAAGACAGUAUGUUGAAUGAGAUAUUUGAUAAUGCUUCAAAGUUACCGAGCGAUGAACAAAACAUGGAUAAAAGCAGUGAACUGACAGAAGAGCAAAGAGCACGUAUGGAAGCUAAUAGAUUGAAGGCAAUGGAGAAAGCUCAGAACAUUUCCGAGGAACAGAGAGUACGUAUGGAAGCUAAUAGGCUAAAAGCUCUCGAAAGAGCCAAAGCAAGGCUCCAACCAAAUCAAGAUUAGACUAGAGAUGUUCAAUUUGAAUUUUGGAUUGAAAAAUUUGUGCUUUUGAAUGUUUCAAUUAGUUAUCUAAUAGUAACAAAUGUGUGUCCGAAACUAGAACAUAUGUAUGGAUGUCUGGUCGUGUGUUAGUUUCGGUUGUGGAUCCAUCAAACCCAAUAUUAUGGACCGUAAUUUGUUCCAACCCAAGUUGAUGAUAAUUGGCAUAAAAGCUCUUUAUUGUUUGGUAGA
This is a messenger RNA of Arabidopsis thaliana (thale cress), 1160 nucleotides long. RefSeq names its product zinc knuckle (CCHC-type) family protein. Gene Ontology annotation, biological process: DNA damage response; DNA replication checkpoint signaling; replication fork processing. The transcript has 4 exons. Bases 33 to 932 code for a protein of 299 amino acids. The record is from RefSeq and is marked reviewed. Gene Ontology annotation, molecular function: nucleic acid binding; zinc ion binding. Gene Ontology annotation, cellular component: nucleus. Lineage: Eukaryota; Viridiplantae; Streptophyta; Magnoliopsida; Brassicales; Brassicaceae.